AUGAAAAACAAGCUCGCUGCCCUGCCAGGGCUCCAAGCUGCCGCGGCGCUGUACCUCGCGCGUGCCUCCGAAGCAAAGGUAUUUUGCGCGGACACAAACCGCACCGUCGUCCCCGACGCGAACUGUGCUGGCGCCGAGACCUCCGGCCAAUUCUUCGUUUUCGGAAAGGACGUUACCGACAUGGCCCCGGGCACCCAGGUCGAGCCGGAUAUCAACAUUUACGACGCCUCAGACGCGAUCAUGCGCCAGAACGCAAGAUUCCCUCCGCCACCACGUGCUCCUGCUCCUCAAAAGUCUGGCAGUUUGGUUUUGCGGGAUGACGACUAUUAUUGUGACCAAGAC
This is a messenger RNA of Colletotrichum navitas, 342 nucleotides long. RefSeq lists its product as uncharacterized. The annotation marks the transcript as partial. The transcript has a single exon. NCBI's taxonomy places the organism in Eukaryota, Fungi, Ascomycota, Sordariomycetes, Glomerellales, Glomerellaceae. The record is from RefSeq and is a predicted model, not a curated record.